Molecule: messenger RNA, 808 nt
Organism: Mollisia scopiformis
Lineage: Eukaryota; Fungi; Ascomycota; Leotiomycetes; Helotiales; Mollisiaceae
Exons: 2
Coding region: 287-679 (130 amino acids)
Source: RefSeq, a predicted model, not a curated record
UGUCCUGCAUCUACAGAAAAUCCCUUCUACCUUUCGAGCUCGACCCGAGGCGUCUGCCACGCUACCACCUCGAUUCUACACUCACAUACCUUCAGAAAAACCAACCGACCUUCACAUACACGAAAGUCACACUCUCCGCCGUCACGAUUGUAUUGCAGUUCACUUCUAUCACAUCCUGAUAUUGCAACUUAAACAGCAAGUUAGCUUUUUAGGACGAGGCGCCAUCAAGGAGACCUGAGCAGCAACGGUCCUGUCCAAAAACAGACAUCUACCUCCAUUUGCUACUAUGGCAGACCAUCCGAGCGAAAAUCUCAUUCCCGAGCCUUCCAAUACAUUUCCAAACCUGAAAGCAAGCCCCAGAGAGGUUCGACAGUGGAUUCAAGGUUGGUUCAAGCAACAGGGCCAUAGUUUGACAGUGUACGAUGCGCGUAUCAAAAACGUACACUGGAAUGGGUCCGAGCUUCAUCGGAUAUCCUACCAUAGCAUGGUGCACGACUUGAUUGGCUUUGGGUACAAUGGUUAUGCUGGUGACCUUGCGCAUGAAAUUUUCAAAGCUCGUACUGCAGAGGAGGAAGGUACGGAGUUCGUAACGAGGAUGAUUAUCACGGUUGCUAUUACUAUUCUUGUCGUCGUGUUUGGAUUUGGAUGGUUGAUGAGAGGAGAAGUAACUUGUCAAUGACACUUUUUUUUGGAUAUCAAGAUAGGAGUCUUGGUGCAUGGGGUUUGCAAGAGCGCCUUCUUCGAGGUCUUUGAAGAUUAGACUGGCUCGAGAGAACUUAGUCAGUAGCGUCUGGGUCUCUACAGAUGC